AGAGAGGAAGAGGUGUUUAAAGGGAGGUAAGAGAGGCAGAGUUAUCAGUGUGCCACCAGGUGUUGGGGCAGCGUGUGGGAAAACGUCCAUGUUGGUGUAUAUCUGUGUGGACUGCGUAAUACUGGACACCUUGGCUGCUCACACACGCCAUAUGACACGUACACCUGUCCUGUGUGUAUAACAAGUGAGAUUCUAACUAAAUGACCGAGGAAAGACACCAAUAAUUGUCAACGGGAUGAAGCCAAAUUCUCACAAUAAAUAACGAAGCCUAGUGGUGAGCUGACGAGUAGCUGACAACGAGUACAAGUAGCUGACAAGAAGCACAAGUAGCUGACGAGGGGCACAAGUAGCUGACGAGGGGCACAAGCAGCUGACGAGGAGCACAAGCAGCUGACGAGGAGCACAAGUAGCUGACGAGGAGCACAAGUAGCUGACGAGGAGCACAAGUAGCUGACGAGGAACACAAGUAGCUGACGAGGGGCACAAGUAGCUGACGAGGAGCACAAGUAGCUGACGAGGGGCAUUUAUAGCAACAACAGUCAACCACAAUUACAUCAAGACCCUAACGACAAUUACAACAAUCACGACUCCAACAAUCAACCACAAUUACAACAAUCACGAUCCCAACUAUCAACCACGAUCAACCAUAAUUACAACAAUCACGAUCCCAACUAUCAACCACGAUCAACCACAAUUACAACAAUCACGAUCCCAACUAUAACCACAAUCACAAGAAUCGAGGGCAAGGCAAUCAACAAAAAUUACAUAUAUCAUAGUCUUAAUCUACAACAAUCACAACAAUCAACCAGACUCAAAAGAAUCACGACGCAGUAAAGAACCAAGUUGGAGCAUAAUGACGUGGAAGUCAAGAUGGCGGCCAGCCUCAGCAGGGUUGGUGGACGUUUUACUGGUGUGGGCGGUGAUGGGGAUCGGCGGGGUGACGUGUGGUGUGACCCAAGAGAGGCGUCCACCUUGUAUCCUCCCCAAGAUGGGCUGUGACCCCCACAAAGCCCUGAUGUACCAGGACUCUGACAGCAUCAUCGGAGGGGAGGUCGCUGAACCAGGAUCGACGCCGUGGUUGAUAUCCCUACAGGACACACAAUACUUUCAGCCCGUCCACUUCUGCGGUGCCACUCUGCUCACCCACACCUGGCUCCUCACCUCGGCCGGCUGUGUUCAGGGAUACCAGUACCCCUUUAACACCCUGCAGGUUGUGGCGGGAGAGUACGACCUGGCGGUGUUCGAAGGCUGGGAGAGGUGGUGCGGGGUGAACAGUAUCCAUCUCCACCCGGACUACAACUACCUGACCCAUGACUACGACGUAGCCCUGGUGGAGAUGUCCUCCAAGGUGAAAUUCAACGACAGGAUUCAACCCUUGCCGCUGCCUAACAAGUCACGUUACUGCCAACAAAACAUACCUUUUUACCACCACUCUCACGCCGAUGAUUUGUUCCUCAUCUCCGGGUGGGGCAGGACGGCGGAAGUGAGUGAGAUAUCUAAUCUGGUGUUACAGGCCUACGUGCCCAAGAUCCCGCGCCAGCAGUGUUGUGAAGCCUACCAGGAUCUCAUCACCGAUUCCAUGGUGUGUGCUGGCAACUUCACACACGGUGGCCUCGAUCCCUGCCAGGGUGACUGGGGCGGAGCACUGGUCAGCAACGACGGGUUCAUCGCCGGGGUGUCCUCUUGGAGUAUAGGCUGUGGACGCCCUGGUUUCCCCGCUGUGUUCAUUAAUACUGAGAGCAUAGUGAGCUGGAUCUGUCACGUCACCGCCCCCAAACCACCAGUAAAGUCACAACAGGAAACAGAUGACCCUCAAGAACAGCUUCAGGAACCACGCUUAGACAACACCGACACAGAGCACUCGGAGGAACUGUUGGUCGAUGAGAACUCACAACAGACAACAUCGACGUUGCAAAGAGAUUAA
Messenger RNA from Homarus americanus (American lobster), 1924 nucleotides. RefSeq names its product trypsin-1-like. The coding region runs from base 854 to 1924 and encodes 356 amino acids. The transcript is spliced from 8 exons. Gene Ontology annotation, biological process: proteolysis. The record is from RefSeq and is a predicted model, not a curated record. NCBI's taxonomy places the organism in Eukaryota, Metazoa, Arthropoda, Malacostraca, Decapoda, Nephropidae. Gene Ontology annotation, molecular function: serine-type endopeptidase activity.